Molecule: messenger RNA, 5201 nt
Organism: Meriones unguiculatus (Mongolian gerbil)
Lineage: Eukaryota; Metazoa; Chordata; Mammalia; Rodentia; Muridae
Product: zinc finger protein 58-like
Exons: 4
Coding region: 103-2193 (696 amino acids)
Biological process (GO): regulation of transcription by RNA polymerase II
Cellular component (GO): nucleus
Molecular function (GO): DNA-binding transcription activator activity, RNA polymerase II-specific; RNA polymerase II cis-regulatory region sequence-specific DNA binding
Source: RefSeq, a predicted model, not a curated record
GGAAAUCCCUAUCCGGCUUUUGGUCUACACGUGCCUCUUCCUGAAAGUUGGACAAGAGUCCUGUAGUCCUGUGCUGCUGUACUUUCCCGUCGCGUCUCUGACAUGGAGGAAGUGCUAUCCUUCUGGGAUGUAGCCAUUGAUUUCUCUCCAGAAGAGUUGGAAUGCCUGGAGCCUGCUCAGUGGAAUUUGUACAGGGACGUGAUGUUGGAGAACUACAGCAACCUUGUGUUCCUUGGUCUUGCUGUGUCUAAGCCACAGCUGGUGACAUUUCUGGAGCAAAGACAAGGGGCUAUUGGUGUGAAGAGACAAGCAGCAAGCCCCGUGCCCCCAGGUACAAUAAGAAACAAGUUUAACGUUCACAGCAAGACCAUUAUUCAUGCCUCAGUAGGUAUUCAAGGCCAGAGAAUUCGUAAAGGGGAGAAACCCUACAAGUGUGAAGAAUGUGGAAAGGCCCUCAGUUCUCGUAAAACACUUUCUAUACACCAGAGACGUCAUACUGGAGAAAAACCCUACAAGUGUAAAGAAUGUUAUAAGGCCUUUAGUGCUCGCUCAUCACUCUUUAUACACCAGAAAAAUCAUACGGAUGAAAAAACCUAUGAGUGUGAAGACUGUGGCAGAUCAUUUUACUAUCCUUCAAUGCUGAAGCAACAUCAAAGAAUUCAUUCUGGAGACAAACCCUACAAGUGUGUAGGAUGUGGCAAAGUAUUUUCCUCUGCCUCAAGCCUUAAUAAACAUAACCAAAUUCUAUGUAAAGAGAAACCCUACAAGUGCAAAAACUGUGGCAGAUGUUUUUCCUCUUCUUCAUCCCAUAUACGACACCAAUUAAUUCAUUCUGAAGACAAACCUUACAAGUGUGAGGAAUGUGGCAGAGCCUUUGCUAUGCUUUAUUCUCUUACUCAGCACCAGCCUUUCCAUUCUAGAGAGAAAUCUUACAAUUGUGAACAGUGUGGAAGAUGUUUUUAUUCUUCCUCAUCCUAUGAAAAACACCAAUUAAUCCAUUCUGAAGACAAACCCUACAAGUGUGAGGAAUGUGGCCGAGCCUUUUUCCUGCUUUAUUCUCUUACACAGCACAAGCGUGUCCAUUCUAGAGAGAAACCUUACAAGUGUGAAGAAUGUGGUAAAGGCUUUUCUUAUAAUUAUUCCUUGAUUCAGCACAAGUUAAUUCAUAAUGGAGUGAAGUCUUAUCAAUGUGAAGAAUGUGGGAAGAUGUCUUAUUCUACUUCAAAACUGAAGAAACAUAAAAGACUUCAUAGUUUAGAGAAACUGUACAAAUGUGAAGUCUGUGGAAAAGCCUUUUCUACUAAUUUUUCCCUGAUUCGGCAUAAAAUAGUUCAUACUGGAGAGAAACGCCACAAAUGUGAAGAGUGUGGCAAAAUGUUUGCCUGUACCACAAAACUGAAGAGACAUAAAAUAAUUCAUUGUCAAGAGAAGCCUUUCAAAUGUGAAGUCUGUAGAAAAGCCUUUUCUACUAAUUCUUCUCUGAUUCGGCACAAAAUAGUUCAUACUGGAGAGAAAUGCCACAAAUGUGAAGAGUGUGGCAAAAUGUUUUCCUGUACCUCAAAUCUGAAGAGACAUAAAAUAAUUCAUUGUCAAGAGAAACUUUUCAAAUGUGAAGUCUGUGAAAAAGCCUAUUUUACCAAUUCUUCCCUGAUUAGGCAUAAAUUAGUUCAUACUGUAGAGAAAUGCCACAAAUGUGAAGAAUGUGGCAAAAUGUUUGCCUGUACCUCAAAUCUUAAGAGACAUAAAAUAAUUCAUUGUCAAGAGAAACCCUUCAGAUGUGAAGUAUGUGGCAAGGAUUUUCGUACUCGCCCAUACCUUUCUAUACACAAGAGAAGUCACAUGAGUGAGAAACCACACAAAUGUGAAGAAUGUGGAAAAACGUUUUCUACUCUAUCAUGCCUUACUUUGCACAAGUUACGUCAUUCUGGGGAGAAAUCCUAUCAAUGUGAGGAGUGUGGCAAAAUGUUUUACUCUACUUCAGACCUUAACAGUCACCAAAAAAUUCAUACUGGAGAGAAACCAUACAAGUGUGAAGAGUGUCACAAAACUUUUAGUACACUUACAAACCUUAAGGUACACAAGACAGUUCAUACAGGAGAGAAACCCUACAAGUGUGAAGAGUGUGGCAAAAGGUUUUCCUAUGCUUCAGACUAUAAAGCACAUCAAAGAAUUCACUGUGAAAACAAUCCUUAAAAGUGUGGGGAAUGUGGUAAAGCCUUUACUAAGCUGUAUACACUUACUCAGCACAUGCUUGUUCACACUGGAGCGAAACCGUACAAGUGUGAAGAGUGUGGCAAAAGAUUUUCUUGUUCUUCAUAUGUUCAGGUACAUGAAACAAUUCAUUCUGAAGAGAAGGCCUUCAAGGGUGGGGAAUGUGAUAAAGUCUUUGUUACUCAAUAUAACCUUUCUCAACACAAGCUAGUUCAUACUGGAGAGAAACCACACAAAUGUGACCUGUGUGGAAAAGGAUUUACUAACCCUUCUGUUCUCACCAAAUACAAGAUAGCUCACACUGGAGAGAAACCCUAUAAGUGUGAAGCAUGUGGCAAAGGAUUUUCCUAUUCUUCAUUCCUUAGAAGACAUCAAAUAAUUCACUCUAAAGAGAGUCUCUACAAGUGUGAAGAAUGUGACAGAACCUUUACUAUGCUGUACACACUUAGCAAGCACAAGUUGGUUCAUAUAGGAGAGAAACAGCACAAGUGUGAGGAGUGUGGCAAAGGAUAUUCCUCAUCUUCACUCCUUAAAAGACAUCAAAUAAUUCAUUCUAAAGAGAAGGCCCAAAAGCCUAUGGAAUAUGGCAAAUUUCUGUUACUCAUUUCUCAUCACAAGACAGUUCAUAUUGUAGAGUUUUGUAAAGUUCCUACAAAGUUUGUACUUCUUUAGCACCUAAAAGGCAUCAAGGAACUCAUUCUGAAUAGAAGCUCCACAAGUGUGUGCAAUGUGGUAAAGCCUGUGCUCAGAUUUUACACAGCGCAAGUGAAUGUAGGGAGUAGAGAAGCCAUGCAUGUGGGGAGAAUGGCAAGUGCUUUACCAGUCAGUCAAAUGUGAAGGAAGUGACAGGGUUUUAGUGUUUCCUCAUAUCUUAAAUAACAACAGUCUACAUCCUGAACAUCAGAGCUGUAAUGUGAAGGAUGUGGUGAAGGUUUCAUUUAUCGUUCAGUCCUGGUUCAACCUUAGUAAUCUGCACUUGAGAGAAACCCUACUUGUGCAGAAAAGGACCAGGGUUGAGCUAUGCCUCAUGUCUAUGUAAGCAUCAGAGAAUACAUCCUGAUGAGGAGGCCUACAAAAGCAAUCAAGGUGGCAAGCUCUCUACCUGUUCUUCACACCUUAGGUAUCUGCAGAGACUUCAUACUGUAGAGGCACUCUGUACACAUAAAAGCCUUCCCUGAGCCUUGAAUAACACUUCAAGUCUUCAUCAGCACCAAAGAAUUACCGUAGGUGCAAUUCUUUGCAGGUACAGAGAAACCUGCAGGUACAGAUGUCCUCAUCAGCUGUAGAUGUCCACAAAACACUGCUGAGCACUAUCUGAAAGAUUCAAUUUAUUUGCUUAUGAACUUGUGUUCAUUGUAUUUUCUUGAUUUCUGUGUGAUGUAGAAGCCAGCCAGGAUAACCAGCACCACCCUGCACAGGAACUCCUUGAUUGCAGCAUUCUCCCAUUCCUACUGAUAGAAUAUGACAAAGAAUUUUAUAAGGUUACCCUAAAUUAACCAAGUUUUUCAUACUGGAGAGGAACCUGUGAAAUUAGACAGUAGUUGCGUGUUAAGCAGUUGUUCCAAACUCAAAAGGAGAAAUUUAGGCAUGAUUGAAGGUAGCAUACUCAGAAGAGAAGAGAAACUGAUCAUCCUUCACAUCAGAGUUCUUUCUGAUUUAGAAGCCCUACAGAUUAAUAGUGUGACAAAGGCUUAAGAGUAACCCUCAUUACCUGACAGAAUCCUUUGCAGCAUUUACACAUCAUAGUAGCAAAUUAGCUAUCAUGUAAAGCACUGCAUACCAGGGAAUAGCCGUCUUUCCUUAUCACUUAUAUAAUAAUGGAUCUAUUGAAGUAUAGUAGACACUAUUAAAUCAGAAAUGCAUAAAUGUGGGGUAUUGCUUACAAUUAACAAUAUGUUUCUGUGGUUGAAAAGUCAUUAUAGACAUCAGAAUGCUGCAAAUCACUCCAGACUACUCUAGGAGAACAGCUCAUGGUACUGCAGGAUGUGACUCCCCCUAAGUUCUUUGGAGUCCACUGUAUUUCAUCAGAAGCCCCUCAUGUUAAAUUGGACCUGCAAGAUUAUGUGUUCACCAUCCAGAAUUUGGUCCUUCAUCUGGUUCCAGUCAUGCCAACAGUAUUUGUUGAAAAGGCUGUCAGUUUUGGUUCCUGGUUUUGACACGUUGGAUAAAAUUGCAUGUCCGUUGCUUUAGUGUUUAUCUCUUGUUCUUAGGUUGCACUGUGUUGGUCUGCAUGUUUGUCUUUAUGUGAGUCCAUGCAAUCCUUUUCACUUUGGCUCUGUGGUGCAAUGUGAGAUCAGGAAAUAUGUAUCUUUGGUUAUUUCUGGUCUUUGGUGUUCCUAUGUGCUUUUCCCCUGUUCUAUGAUGGUUUUCCUUAGAAUUCUUACGUGGUGAAUAUGUAAAUAGUUUUAGUGAUGUAUUCCUUUCUACAAUAUGAACUCUGUAAUCCAGAAAUGUGCUCUUUUUUUCCAAGCCUUUAUUGCACCAUCCAUUUCUAAAUUUAUCUAGACUUACAACAAAUGAGUUUUAAAUUUUUCCAAGUGUGGCCUUUUUGUUUUAAUGUCUGAGUGUGUAUGUAUAUAUAUAUUAUGAAAUAUAUGUUUUUCCAUAUUCAGCCUUGCAUCACAAGAAGGGCAACAACUUGGAUUUGAUGGAUGUGGUGGUUUGAAUAGGUAUGGGCCACAAAGACACAUGUAUUUGAAUGCUUGGCCAAUAGAGUGUAGCACUAUUUUUUUAGGGGUUUGGGUCUCCUAUGUUCAAGCUACAGUCAGUGUGUCACACAGUCUCCUGCUGCUGCCUACAGAUCAAGGUAUAGAACUCUCAGCUCCUUCAGACCGUGUCUGCCUUCAUGCUGCCAUGCUUCCCUCUGUGAUGAUAAGGGACUAAACCUCUAAAAUUGUAAGCCAGCCCCAAUGAAAUGUUUUCUUUAUAGAAAUUGCUGCGGUCACAUUGUCUCUUCACACCAAUAAAACUAUGACAAUGUGUAACUGUAA